Molecule: messenger RNA, 1197 nt
Organism: Plasmodium malariae
Lineage: Eukaryota; Apicomplexa; Aconoidasida; Haemosporida; Plasmodiidae
Product: conserved Plasmodium protein, unknown function
Exons: 7
Coding region: 1-1197 (398 amino acids)
Source: RefSeq, a predicted model, not a curated record
AUGAACCCUUAUAUAGAUCCUUCAUUAGUUUUUGCAAAUAUAGAUGAAGAUUCCGUUAAGGAAACCAGCAAUUUUUUAAAUAAAAACGAAACUUUAGACAAUUACCUUAGCUUUUACUCGUCACAACACAUGUAUUGUGAGCCAUUGAGCGAAAGUAUAAAUAACCUAAAAAACAAUAUAGAACUGAAUAAUGAACAUAAUUUCAUGGAGUCAGAAGUUUUAAAUAAAAAUGAAUUUUAUGAUAUUAGUGAUAAUGUUUUCAGCAAUCUGGGAAGAAGUCAUUUGAGCAGUUUGAACUCUUUAGAGAGCGAAAACGGAAAUACUACAUCCGAAAAUGUUCUUGAAUAUGUUCAGGAUUUCAAUUUAAGGCACAGUGCACAGUAUUACGAAAUUGAAAAUAUGAAAAGUUUUGAAAAUAAUGAAAGAGCAAAAUUGCCUAAUUCAAGGGUUACUCAAAUUGUUGAGGGCAAAAAAGAAGGGGGAGCAGCAAAAGAAGAGGUACUAGCAGAAGAUGAGGUACUAGCAGAAGAUGAGGCAUUAGCAAAAGAUGAGGCAUUAGCAAAAGAUGAAGCACUAGCAGAAGAUGAGGCAUUAGCAAAAGAUGAAGCACUAGCAGAAGAUGAGGCACUAGCAGAAGAAGAGGUAGAAGCGAAGGAAUGUUCCAAAAUUAAAGAAAUAGAUUUAACAUUUCAAAAUCAGAAUAAUUUCAGUUGUUCAAAUGAAGAUGAAAAUAAAAAAUACAAUUCGUCCUCAAGUGAAUCCCUUAACUUUCCCUUAAGUUGCCAGCCCGAAAAUAGCGAUAUGAUGUAUGACGAAUGUGCCUUAACAAACGACUUUUUUGAAACAAUUGAAAAUAUAAAUACCAAGGUUUUUGAAAAAUAUAACAAUUUAAAAGACGUAUCUGAGAAUUUAAUUGACAUCAUAAAUAGAGCAGACUUUGAGAAAAGGAUUAAUAAUUUACUAAAUUUAAAUGAUAAAAAUUCUCACCUCAUUGACAAAUUUAAGAAAAAAAGCGAAGAUUGUAUUCGUCAAUGCCGCAAAUUCGAAACGACGUCCGAAAAUCUAGUUGGUGAAUGUAUUAACACAUUGGCAAACAGCAGCAUAUGCUAUGCUGAGUGGGUCUAUUUGCAUUCCUGUAAGGUUGACCCAGUUGACAAAGUCUUAGAUGAAAUAAAAUUAUUUAUUCAAACAAGCUAA